This is a messenger RNA of Saimiri boliviensis boliviensis (Bolivian squirrel monkey), 1955 nucleotides long. RefSeq names its product transcriptional adaptor 2A (gene TADA2A). Gene Ontology annotation, biological process: regulation of transcription by RNA polymerase II; chromatin remodeling. Gene Ontology annotation, cellular component: nucleus; SAGA-type complex. Gene Ontology annotation, molecular function: zinc ion binding; protein binding; transcription coactivator activity. The record is from RefSeq and is a predicted model, not a curated record. NCBI's taxonomy places the organism in Eukaryota, Metazoa, Chordata, Mammalia, Primates, Cebidae.
CGCAAAACCCGGAGGCGCGCACGCAAAGCCCGGAGGCGCGCGCGCGACCGGCGGCUCUUUGGCGCGGAACAGGGGAACGCGGCGAGGGAAUCAUCAAGUUUUGGUGUAUGUGUUGGCUGGUUCUGAAGUCUUGAAGCUCUGCACUGAGGAAGACCAAAGCAGCACUUGUUGCCAGUUAGGGAAUGGACCGUUUGGGUUCCUUUAGGAAUGAUCCCUCUGAUAAGCCACCCUGCCGAGGCUGCUCCACCUACCUCAUGGAGCCUUAUAUCAAGUGUGCUGAAUGUGGGCCACCUCCUUUUUUACUCUGCUUGCAGUGUUUCACUCGAGGGUUUGAGUACAAGAAACAUCAAAGCGAUCAUACUUAUGAAAUAAUGACCUCAGAUUUUCCUGUCCUUGAUCCCAGCUGGACUGCUCAAGAAGAAAUGGCCCUUUUAGAAGCUGUGAUGGACUGUGGCUUUGGAAAUUGGCAGGAUGUAGCCAAUCAGAUGUGCACCAAGACCAAGGAGGAGUGUGAGAAGCACUAUAUGAAACAUUUCAUCAAUAACCCUCUGUUUGCGUCUACCCUUCUGAACCUGAAACAAGCAGAGGAAGCAAAAACUGCUGACACAGCCAUUCCAUUUCACUCUACAGAUGACCCUCCCCGACCGACCUUUGACUCCUUGCUUUCUCGGGACAUGGCCGGGUACAUGCCAGCUCGAGCAGAUUUCAUUGAGGAAUUUGACAAUUAUGCAGAAUGGGACUUGAGAGACAUUGAUUUUGUUGAAGAUGACUCGGACAUUUUACAUGCUCUGAAGAUGGCUGUGGUAGAUAUCUAUCAUUCCAGGUUAAAGGAGAGACAAAGAAGAAAAAAAAUUAUAAGAGACCAUGGAUUGAUCAACCUUAGAAAGUUUCAGUUAAUGGAACGGCGGUAUCCCAAGGAGGUCCAGGACCUUUAUGAAACAAUGAGGCGAUUUGCAAGAAUUGUGGGGCCAGUGGAACAUGACAAAUUCAUUGAAAGCCAUGCAUUGGAAUUUGAACUCCGAAGGGAAAUCAAGAGGCUCCAAGAAUAUAGGACAGCAGGCAUUACCAAUUUUUGUAGUGCCAGAACCUACGAUCACCUCAAGAAGACGCGGGAGGAAGAGCGCCUUAAACGCACCAUGCUCUCCGAAGUCCUCCAGCACAUCCAAGACAGCAGUGCUUGCCGGCAGUGGCUCCGCCGGCAAGCUGACAUUGAUUCCGGCCUGAGUCCUUCCCUUCCAGUGGCUUCAAAUUCAGGUAGACGGAGUGCACCACCCUUGAACCUCACAGGCCUCCCUGGCACAGAGAAGCUGAAUGAAAAAGAAAAGGAGCUCUGUCAGAUGGUGAGGUUGGUCCCUGGAGCCUAUUUAGAAUACAAAUCUGCUCUCUUGAACGAAUGUAACAAGCAAGGAGGCUUAAGACUGGCACAGGCAAGAGCACUCAUCAAGAUAGAUGUGAACAAAACCCGGAAAAUCUAUGAUUUCCUCAUCCGCGAAGGAUACAUCACCAAAGGCUGAUGCUCUAAGGGCUUGGGAUCAGAAGUCAGAAGUUUGGAAUGUGGUGGGUCAAAGGACAGUGUGGGCAUUCUGGAGAGUUUUGUUUUUCAGCUGAAUUCUCAUUUUGCAAAGAGGGAAAAGGACAAAGGAAACCUUAAGUUGUGUAAAUUCUGCUUUCUUCUCCAUCCUGCUUUAAAACACUCCUGUUGCUGGUAUUGUGCUGCAGAGUUGUGUGCUAGAUAAGCUAUUAUUAAAUGUGAGUGGGCAUUCAUUCCUAACACCUCUUGUAACUAAAAGAACCAUAGUACCUCACAUCACAGUGCUGGUAGAAAUAGAACUAAACCACAGUCUUUAGUCCUGAGUCCGGCCCAGAUCCUUAUAUUGAGAGGUAAGUUUGCUGAUGAUCUGCUUUGCCUUCAAACACUGCAGACAGAUUUAAAUUGAAGAGAAAGGUUUUACAGC